Molecule: messenger RNA, 2499 nt
Organism: Akanthomyces muscarius
Lineage: Eukaryota; Fungi; Ascomycota; Sordariomycetes; Hypocreales; Cordycipitaceae
Exons: 2
Coding region: 1-2499 (832 amino acids)
Biological process (GO): glucan catabolic process
Molecular function (GO): beta-glucosidase activity
Source: RefSeq, a predicted model, not a curated record
AUGGCCAACCUCAACAUAGAUGAGGUGCUCAAGAAGCUGACGAUAACCGAAAAGGUCGAGUUGCUCUCGGGCAUUGACUUCUGGCACACCAAAGCUAUGCCCAAACAUGGAAUCCCGUCCAUUCGCAUGUCUGAUGGCCCCAAUGGUGUCCGUGGAACCAAAUUCUUCAACGGCGUCCCCGCCGCUUGCUUCCCUUGCGGCACUGCCCUCGGCGCUACCUUCAACCAAGAGCUUCUUGAACAAGCUGGCAAGACCAUGGGCGACGAAGCCAUUGCUAAGAGCGCCCACCUAAUUCUCGGCCCGACCAUCAACAUGCAACGAUCUCCUCUCGGCGGCCGUGGCUUUGAAUCAAUUGGCGAAGAUCCUUUCUUGAGCGGUCUCGGCGCUGCAGCGCUGGUUCGUGGUAUUCAAAGUACCGGCGUCGUCGCUACCAUCAAGCACUUUCUCUGCAACGACCAAGAAGACAAGCGCAUGGGUGUUCAGAGCAUAGUUACCGAACGUGCUCUCCGCGAGAUCUAUGCGAUGCCUUUCCAGCUUGCUGUGCGUGAUGCUCAACCUGGCGCAUUCAUGACUGCCUACAAUGGAAUCAAUGGCACCUUUUGCAGCGAGAACCCCAAGUACCUAGACGCUAUGCUGCGUAAAGAAUGGGGCUGGAACGGUCUCAUCAUGAGUGAUUGGUACGGCACGUACAGCACAAAUGAUGCCGUCAAGGCUGGCCUCGAUCUCGAAAUGCCUGGACCUUCACGCUUUCGUGGUGACGCCCUCCAAUUCAAUGCCUCGACAGGCAAGCCAUUCAUGCACCACAUUGACGACCGCGUCCGCACAGUGCUCAACCUUGUGAAAAAGGUCUCGUCCCUGCCAAUCGAAGAGAAUGGCCCCGAAGGUACUCUCGAUACUCCCCAAACGGCCGCUCUGCUACGAAAGAUUGGCAACGAGAGCAUUGUACUUCUCAAGAACGAUGAUAAGAUACUCCCAUUUGCCAAAGACAAAAAAACAUUGGUACUAGGACCCAACGCCAAGGAGGCCACCUACCAUGGUGGUGGCUCUGCUGCUCUUCGUGCCUACUACGCCAUUACUCCGUAUGACGGUAUCAGUGAGAAGCUAGGCAAUCAGCCUACCUUCACUGUCGGCGCCUACACACACCGCUUCUUACCCAUUCUGGGCAAUCAGCUCACCGACCCCGACGGCAAGCCUGGCAUGCGCUGGAGAGUCUUCAACGAAGCCCCUGGUACAGCUGACCGCAAGCUCAUUGACGAGCUCCAGUUCACCAAGACUGAGAUGCAUUUGGUCGAUUACAGCAACCCCAAAGUCAACGAUGUUUGGUAUGCCGACUUGGAAGGCUCCGUCGUCGCUGAUGAGGAUUGCGCGUACGAGAUCGGUGUCGUUGUUUCCGGUACGGCCAAGGCCUUUGUUAACGAUCAGCUCAUUGUCGACAAUGCUACGAAGCAGGUUGCCGGUGACGCCUUCUUUGGAUCCGCCACCCGCGAAGAGCGCGGUCGUGUCGAUAUGAAGAGAGGCGAAACUUACAACUUCCGCAUCGAGUUUGGCUCUGCUCCUACCUUUACACUCAAAGGCGAUGCUUAUGUGCCUGGUCACGGCUCUCUGCGCGUCGGCGGCUGCAAGGUCAUUGAUGACCAGCAGGAAAUCAAAAAGUCCGUGCAGCUCGCCAAAGAGCAUGACCAGGUCAUAAUCUGUGCUGGCCUCAACGCUGACUGGGAGACGGAAGGCGCUGACCGUGCGACCAUGAAGCUGCCCGGCGUCCUUGACCAGCUCAUUGCCGAGGUCGCUGUCGCCAACCCCAACACAGUUGUCGUCAUGCAGACUGGUACGCCGGAGGAGAUGCCUUGGCUCUCACAGACCAAGGCUGUCCUUCAGGCCUGGUACGGCGGCAAUGAAACUGGCAACUGUAUCGCUGACACGGUCUUUGGUGACUCAAAUCCCUCCGGCAAGUUGUCGCUCAGCUUCCCCAAGCGCCUGCAAGAUACUCCUGCCUUCCUCAACUUCCGCACCGAAGCUGGCCGCACACUUUACGGCGAGGACGUCUACAUUGGCUACCGCUACUACGAGUUUGCCGACAGGGAAGUCAACUUUCCCUUCGGUCAUGGUCUUUCUUACACUACGUUUGGCUUCUCCGAACUCUCCGUUGCCGUCGCCGAGAACAAAAUCAACGCUACCGUCACAAUUACCAACACUGGUAGUCGCAAGGGUGCUGCCGUCGCCCAAAUGUACAUCCAGCCAAAGCAAGCUGCUCGCAUCAACCGCCCUAUUAAGGAGCUCCGUGGGUUCACAAAAGUCGAGCUUGAGGCUGGCGCGUCCAAGACGGUCACCAUCAGCGAGCUCGAAAAGUACGCUGCGGCGUACUUUGACGAGGAGCGCGACCAGUGGUGCGUAGAGGCGGGCGACUAUGACAUUGUCAUUGGCGACACUAGUGCUGUCAACGAUAGAACGCUGCGGGCUACCAUCAACGUGCCCGAGUCAUAUUGGUGGUCUGGUAUUUAG